UGUUGGUAAGCCGUGUGUAAACACAGCGAUACAGACCUGUAGAGAGACAGCGCACCUCCUGAGCGCUCGGACCGCGGAGCCCUCUCACAAUGGCGGGGCUGGCUGGCUGGCAUAUUUUACCACUGUUUGUGGUGGGUGUAUUUCAGCCAAGUCUGGGAGGAAUUAACAACAAGGUUUGUGAUCCCAACACUCAAGACACCAUUUACAACUAUGGUGCGACAACUCUGAACGGUAGCCGUUAUGUCUCCUUUGAUGAGUAUAAGGGGAAGACAGUCCUCUUUGUCAAUGUGGCUACCUACUGAGGACUCACCCUCCAGUACCUGGAGCUGAAUGCACUACAUGAUGAAAUGAAGGACUAUGGGUUUACCAUUCUGGGGUUUCCCUGUAACCAGUUUGGCAAACAGGAACCUGGGGCAAAUCAUGAAAUUAUGGCCACUUUAAAGUAUGUCCGACCUGGAAACGGGUUUGUUCCAAACUUCUUGUUGUUUCAAAAGGUUGAUGUGAAUGGACAGCAGGAGCAAGGAGUCUACACCUUCCUAAAGAACGCUUGCCCUCCAGUGGGAGACAGCUUUGGGAACCCCACCAACAGGCUCUUCUGGGAACCCCUGAGGGUCAACGACAUCAAGUGGAAUUUUGAGAAGUUUCUGGUGGGGCCAGACGGCAAACCUGUGAUGAGGUGGUACCCCAGGGUCAACGUCUCUGACGUCAGGAACGACAUCCUGAAAUACCUAAGCUUUCUCCAAGGGCAGAGGAGAGGCUUUGAUGCUUUUCCUUUUGAUCGCUAAAACUGGAAUCACACUGUGUUUAAUUAAAGCUAGUCGUACAGCUUUAGAUUGCACACAUCUUAGUCAAUAUUCACAUAUGCUAUAACUAUGGUAAAGAGUUUGUCUAAAUCAGAUUGAGAGGCAAGAGACUACUGUGAGGGCAGAGGUAAGAUUUUUUUGGGACCCCAUGCAAGAAAUAUGAACACAAACUAACUGUUAUAUUAGAUUACUAACGGCACUUGAAAUGUUCCUGUCUACUUCUGUGAGAAACAUGUCUGCAUUCCACCAUGCUUCCAUGCUUGCCUUUUGUAAUUCUGGUGGCACAUAGGUGCAGGGUCCUAAAAGAAGCUGGCAUUUCAGUGAAGGUGAGACCUGAAAACAGGCAGACUGUGGGGCCUCAUCUGAAACUCCAGGGGGUCAGAGCAGCUCUUCAGUGCAUUCAAGCUGCCCUGGCACACCCACGGAGUAAUGCCAGUUUCUAAAACUGACACCCCUGCGUCUGUGUGGCAGUCCAGAAUCGUGUGCAUCUUCCUUGAAUAAAUCUGAGCUCUUCACAUACAUUUUUUUGGGCUUUUUCCUGGGUAUGGUUGAAGGUGGCGUAAGGUGACUCACAGACAGCCACCGUGUAUUAUUGGAAAGCGAGGGGUUGUCCUACCUCUCUGUAAAUAAACCACCAAAAGCAAACAUUCAAAAGCUGUAUAAAUAAAGAGAUCGUCUGGUUUUGCUUACUGGCUUAGAGCUGGUAGUCCAACAGGCCUGACUGGAUAAGCUAAAGACAAAAUAACUGUAUUUCUAAAUGUGCUUUGCAAAAUGAUAAUUUUUUAUUGCAGAUUAAAAGGAGGGGCCACCA
Molecule: messenger RNA, 1614 nt
Organism: Megalops cyprinoides (Indo-Pacific tarpon)
Lineage: Eukaryota; Metazoa; Chordata; Actinopteri; Elopiformes; Megalopidae
Gene: gpx3
Product: glutathione peroxidase 3
Exons: 5
Biological process (GO): response to oxidative stress
Molecular function (GO): glutathione peroxidase activity
Source: RefSeq, a predicted model, not a curated record